AUGUCCCAGCUGAGCGCCAGCGGGAAACUCAAUUUCACAGCGGACGAUGGCCCGAGCCAGGCUUGGCUUGCCUUUGGAACAACCCCAGGCCCAGGAAGCAACUGGCGGGAUGCUCCAUUUAACCCACCCGAAAAGCCAGCCAACGAUAGGCUUGGCAAGUCGAGUGAUACGACUGGACGCGGACGACGCUGCUUUUCCAUGUACUUGCAAAGUGGGUACAAAUAA
Molecule: messenger RNA, 225 nt
Organism: Colletotrichum truncatum
Lineage: Eukaryota; Fungi; Ascomycota; Sordariomycetes; Glomerellales; Glomerellaceae
Source: RefSeq, a predicted model, not a curated record